Messenger RNA from Funneliformis mosseae, 219 nucleotides. The record is from the annotation of a GenBank genome assembly. Lineage: Eukaryota; Fungi; Glomeromycota; Glomeromycetes; Glomerales; Glomeraceae.
AUGUAUGAUUGUGCAUUUACAAGGAAGCGACUCAGAGCUUACAAAGCUAAUAUCUAUUUUUUUUAUUCUGAAAUUUCGAGGACAUUAUUGGGCGGAGAACAUAAACCUUCGAAUAUCGAUCUUAGGACAAAUGAAAUUGGAUUAGAGUUAAUGUUAGGAUAUUGUGCUAGUAUAGAUAGCUUAGAUGAACGAAAUACUGGUGUGAUCUGUAAGCAUUAG